Laccaria bicolor S238N-H82 is the source of this 333-nucleotide messenger RNA. RefSeq lists its product as uncharacterized. The record is from RefSeq and is a predicted model, not a curated record. Bases 1 to 333 code for a protein of 110 amino acids. Lineage: Eukaryota; Fungi; Basidiomycota; Agaricomycetes; Agaricales; Hydnangiaceae. The transcript has a single exon.
AUGAAGAAAAGCUCGACUCCAAAGAGGAACAAAAUGAGCAAGAGGAGCAUCCCCCUGUCGUCGAAGAAAUCGCGCCAAGACUGUGCAGCUGAUGGUAGGGGGGUGGGAUACACCGGUGUCGUAUCAAGUUCAGAGAGGCUGGGUGUACUUUGGGGUGAUGUUAGCGACGUUGACGAGCCCGCGUCCGAAAUAGUGAGUCGCCUCCUGCCAUCCCCAUGUCGGCCAGCGACGUGUAAAGUUGCCAGGGAGACAUGCCUGCCAAUGAAACCAAUAAUUGUACUGAUGGCGGUGAAUAACAUCAUUUUUGGCGAGGGCUUUAAAAUGGAGUGGUGA